UUGCGAUAUGAUAGAAAAGCAAACGAAAUUUGACGCAUACUCUAUACCCAACCUCUCUGAUAUCCUUUUUACCAUCUCGCUCUCUUACAAAGUCUGAAUUUGAGUUUCCUUGAGAAAACAUGCCUUUUGGACAGCUUCCCGUUGGCAACAACCCCGUCCCGCAGCAUGACCCUCCAUACAGCAACGACGUACCUGUAUUCUCCGACGUCACCAUCCUAGUAAUCCGGUACCGAACAUCCUUCGCCAGCAUCAGCCGCCUCAUCCCGGACGUGCUCGAAGUAGAAGAGGAACCAUUAGUAACCGCCACACAACUAAAAUACGGCAUCGCUCCCGCUGGCCCAUUCACCGAGUUCAUCCAUACAGUGGAGGUGAGAUACCAGGGUAAAUCCUACGACUUCUGCCUAUCUCUAAUUGUAGACCUUGAGGCUGCCCUCCUGGCUGGCAGAGAGCAGAAUGGCUUUCCAAAACGACUAGGUCGCCUCUCUCUAACACCGAGCACCACAUCCAAAACGACAGGACAUGUCGAACGACCAAUUGGUCAGACAUUUUUGCAAUAUGGUUUCGAGGCCAAGGCCAAGCAAAGCCCUCCUCCAAGACUUGACAAGCCAUUCUUGAGUUUGAGGGUAAUUCCAUCGCCUGUUGCGGGCGCAAAGGCAUCGGUCAAGGACCUGGUGCCUAGUGAUUUUGAGAUCAAGCCGGCUGAAGUUUGGGAAGGGGUUGGGGAAUUGACGUUUCCUGAAAAGUGUUCACGGACAGAAGCAGUGAACAAGAUUGAGAUACUUCGGUAUGAAUCGUCGACGCUGGCAUAUGAAUGCGAUGUUAUAUUGCACCCUGCAAAGGAAGUUUUCCCAUUAUGAGAGACAGGAAUCUAAAGCGGUGGCUUGAGUUAGACAUAAAUACCAACGCAUAUAAAGCAAGUCACUGUUUUUCGCCAACCUGCAACAACACCAAAGUGCAAGAAGCCAAACGCAAGAGUCGUAACCAAAGCAC
Messenger RNA from Alternaria alternata, 990 nucleotides. Its product is annotated as putative decarboxylase DEC1. NCBI's taxonomy places the organism in Eukaryota, Fungi, Ascomycota, Dothideomycetes, Pleosporales, Pleosporaceae. The coding region runs from base 120 to 857 and encodes 245 amino acids. Gene Ontology annotation, molecular function: lyase activity. The transcript has a single exon. The record is from RefSeq and is a predicted model, not a curated record.